Molecule: messenger RNA, 1447 nt
Organism: Prorocentrum cordatum
Lineage: Eukaryota; Dinophyceae; Prorocentrales; Prorocentraceae
Source: the annotation of a GenBank genome assembly
AGGACACACCGGCGGGCUGCUGGAGCUGGGCACCGCGGGCGGCCUGCUGGGCCACGUGAUGCUGGUCGUCGAGCCGAUCAAGCAGGUGACCGCCAGCUCCGAGGAGGGCGAUUUCCUGAGGCCGAUCUGGCCGAAGGGCGGCGAGACCGAGGCCAUUUGGAAGGCGCGCGUGGUGGAGAGCAUGCGCGGCACGGCCGGCCUCCGCGAGUCCGUCCUGCUGCUUCACAUCGCCCGAGACACGCGCGACCUGAUCAUCCUAGGCGAGCAGUUCGACAACAACGACAGCGAGAUCGUGAAGAUCGGGGAGCGGGUGGAGGUGCUCCAGAGCCCCGAGGAGCUGCGGGCCCACGUCGGCGACGCGCUCGUGGCCGAGGUGCUCAAGGAGAUGCGCGCGCAGAGCGCGAGCUGGAGCUGGGCCACGGCCGCGAGGGCCGUCAUCAGCUCCGCCGGCUCCUUCAGCUCCGACAGCGACGACAAGGACCAGCUGCUCUCGGAGAUCAAAGACUGCUGGAAGGAGGACCCCAUCUGCACAUCCGUCAUCAUCGCUUUCUGGCAGCGCUGCAUCUGCAAGAUCGCGGUCCAGGGCGUCGCCUCGCUCGUGGGCCUGGCCUCCGGAGAGAUCGUGGAGCCCGCCGAUCUGGUGCUCGAGUGGUUCCCCCUGAAGGCGGACAGAAGCCUUCCCGGGACGCUGCUCGAGACGAUGCAGCGUUGCGGUUGGACCAGGAGGAGCACGGUCCCCACGGCCGAGGAGGCGGCCCGGAAGCCCAGCAGACCGCGGGGGGCCCGGGCCCGCCCGAAGAAGGGCGAGAAGAGCUCCCGGGCGCCUCCGGAGCCGGAGUCGGAGCAGGUCUGGUGCCCCGCCCACGCCUCGAACAGCCUGCGGCCGAAGGUCGCGCCGCGCUCCUGCGCCUGCGCCUCGUGCGGCGUCCAGGUGGUGACGAACCAUGCGGAGUUCAGCCGGUGCCACGCCUGCUCCGCCAAGGAGAACCGCUGCAUGUGCUGCGGCAGCAAGGCGUCGCCGGGCCCCAUGCUCCCGAACGCGGCCGUCGCCAAGGUCGCCCUGCCAGCGACGAGCCCCUCGCCGAGUGCCAGCCCCGCGCUGGCGACGCUGGGCAAGUCGCCGGUGAGCGUCAAGAGCGGCGCGUCCGUGAGCGCGUCGCCAAUGAGCGUCAAGAGCGCGUCGGCCACGGUGCCGCCGAGGUUCUGCCAGCUGCACGACAGCAGCCACAAGCGGGCGAAGCAGGCCGAGCCGACCUCGAAGGAGUGCGGCUGCUGCCGCACGCCGGCCCUCACCACGUACUCGCUGUUCAGAUUCUGCGCGCCCUGCUCCGACAAGGAGAAGAAGUGCAUGAUCUGUGGGGCCGAGGCGCUCGUUGCGGGCAGCUACGUGCCGAGCGCGAGCUUCGUGACGUGGCCGGCGUCUCUGGUGCACGGCGCUGGGGGUGCG